Molecule: messenger RNA, 1485 nt
Organism: Recurvomyces mirabilis
Lineage: Eukaryota; Fungi; Ascomycota; Dothideomycetes; Mycosphaerellales; Teratosphaeriaceae
Gene: ATP2
Product: atp2, beta subunit of the F1 sector of mitochondrial F1F0 ATP synthase
Exons: 6
Coding region: 1-1485 (494 amino acids)
Biological process (GO): proton motive force-driven mitochondrial ATP synthesis; proton transmembrane transport
Molecular function (GO): ATP binding; proton-transporting ATP synthase activity, rotational mechanism
Source: RefSeq, a predicted model, not a curated record
AUGUACAAGAACGUCGCCAGGUCGGCGUUGCGCACAUCCGCCUUCAGCAGGCCGGCCACUCGCGCUUUUCAGCCAAAGGUCGUCGCGCCCGCGAUCGCCCAGCGCUUUGCCUCCACCGACACCCUUCACGGCAAGAUCUAUCAGGUCAUUGGUGCUGUCGUCGAUGUCAAGUUCGACUCCGAGCAGCUCCCCUCCAUCCUGAACGCCCUCACCACCGAGAAUGGCGGCAACAAACUUACCCUCGAGGUGGCACAACACAUGGGUGAGAACAUCGUGCGAUGCAUUGCUAUGGAGGGUACCGAGGGUCUCGUCCGUGGCUCCCCAUGCAGCGACACCGGUGCUCCCAUCUCCAUCCCCGUCGGCCCCGCCACUCUUGGCCGUAUCAUGAACGUCACUGGUGACCCCAUUGACGAGCGUGGGCCCAUCAAGACCGACAAGCGAUUGCCCAUCCAUGCCGACGCACCCAGUUUCGUCGAGCAAUCGACAUCGGCUGAGGUCCUCGUCACUGGUAUCAAGGUCGUGGACUUGCUCGCUCCUUAUGCUCGUGGUGGCAAGAUUGGUCUUUUCGGAGGCGCUGGUGUUGGAAAGACUGUGUUUAUCCAGGAGCUUAUCAACAACAUCGCCAAGGCCCAUGGUGGUUACUCUGUCUUCACUGGUGUCGGCGAGCGUACCCGUGAGGGUAACGAUUUGUACCACGAGAUGCAGGAGACCGGUGUCAUUCAGCUUGAUGGCGAGUCCAAGGUCGCCUUGGUGUUCGGUCAGAUGAACGAGCCUCCAGGAGCCCGUGCCCGUGUCGCUCUCACUGGUUUGACUGUGGCUGAAUUCACCCAAGCCGGUUCCGAGGUGUCUGCUCUGCUCGGUCGUAUCCCAUCUGCCGUCGGUUACCAGCCAACCCUCGCCGUCGACAUGGGUAUCAUGCAGGAACGUAUCACCACCACGCGAAAGGGCUCCAUCACCUCCGUGCAGGCCGUCUACGUGCCCGCUGACGAUUUGACCGAUCCCGCCCCGGCCACCACCUUCGCCCAUUUGGACGCCACCACUGUGCUCUCCCGUGGUAUCUCCGAGUUGGGUAUCUACCCCGCCGUCGACCCUCUUGACAGCAAGUCCCGUCUGCUCGACCCCCGUGUCCUCGGUGACGACCACUACCAGACCGCCACCCGCGUGCAACAGAUUCUCCAGGAGUACAAGUCGCUCCAGGAUAUCAUUGCCAUCCUGGGUAUGGACGAGUUGUCCGAGCAGGACAAGCUUACCGUCGAGCGUGCCCGUAAGGUGCAGCGUUUCUUGAGCCAGCCUUUCACCGUCGCUCAGGUCUUCACUGGUAUCGAGGGUACUCUUGUCGACCUCAAGGACACCAUCCGAUCGUUCAAGGCUAUUAUUCACGGAGAGUGUGAUGAUCUGCCUGAGGGCGCUUUCUACAUGGUUGGUGAUAUCGAGAGCGCACGAGCCAAGGGUGAGAAGAUUCUGGCGGAUCUUGAGAAGUCAUAG